This is a messenger RNA of Acanthosepion pharaonis, 645 nucleotides long. The record is from the annotation of a GenBank genome assembly. NCBI's taxonomy places the organism in Eukaryota, Metazoa, Mollusca, Cephalopoda, Sepiida, Sepiidae.
AUGAAUUUUAUUUUAAGUGUUUCUUCGCUCUUACUUCUCACUUGUCGAUCUCUAUCACGGAUUCUUGCUUUUCUGGCAAUUACUAUCUAUCUAUCUAUCUAUCUACCUCAGUGUUUUCAUAUUUAUUUAUCUAUCUAUCUAUCUAUCUAUCUAUCUAUCUAUCUAUAUCAGUGUUUUCAUAUCUAUCUAUCUAUCUAUCUAUCUCAGUGUUUUCGUAUCUCUCUAUCUAUCUAUCUAUCUAUCUAUCUAUCUAUCUAUCUCAGUGUUUUCAUAUCUAUCUAUCUCUCUAUCUAUCUAUCUCAGUCUGUUCGUAUCUAUCUAUCUAUCUAUCUAUCUAUCUAUCUAUGUCUGUUCAUUAUCUAUCUAUCUAUCUAUCUAUCUAUCUAUGUCUGUUCAUUAUCUAUCUAUCUAUCUAUCUAUCUAUCUAUCUAUGUUCAUACUAACACCUUCCACUUCUUGUAUUAUUUUUCGUGUAAUAUAUUCUUUGUUGUUUCUUGUGUUUCGUGUUGUUCUUCCGUGGUCCUAACCUUGGAAUAUAACACUGUCUGUUCAUAUCUCUCUCUUUCUUCCUAUCUAUCUAUCUAUCUAUCUAUCUAUCUAUCUAUCUAUCUAUCUAUCUAUCUAUCAUUAUUCAUUAGAGAAUGA